AUGGAACUUGUGGAGAAGUUCGUGGAGAAGCAUGCCUCUGUUAAGUACCAGACAUGUGCAGAUGGGUCUCUGGGAGAUCAGUUUUUGGCAUUGAGGAUGCAGUGCCAGGAAUAUAAUGGUAACAUUGAUUGUAAAAAGAAAAGCAAGAAGUGGAAGAAAGAAAAGUUAGGUAAUGAAAUCUUAUUGCUUAUGAAAAUUAAGGAGAUAGCAGAAGAGAAGGAGACCAAGUGGCAGAAUGAGAGGAGGCAGAUGAAAGAGAGUUUAGAUAAGAUUGCAGAGUCUGUUCUUGAAACUUCUGCUGAGUCCAGUAAUGAAUUGGGAAAUUUAAAGGCAGAAAUAGAUGAAUUAACCGAAAGAAACAAAGGGCUGGUGGAGUUGGCAGAGAGGUAUGAGCUUAAGGUUGGCUCUAACAGGUCCCAUUUAUUGUCUUUAGAGAAUAAGAUUAUAACAAAUAUCUGCACAAUUUCAUCUAUGGAUGGGGGCGAGGUAACAGGCAUGGUAGCUGAUAGUCCUCCAGCUUUGACCAUCCAGGACAGACUUCAUUUGUGUAAAGUUAUUGGAGAAUGUAAUACAAGCGAGUCACCAAUAACUUUAUCCAAUAGGUUAGAAGCUGUAGUGAAGCAGUAUCACCUAGAUAACAAAGAUGCCUGGUCUCUGCUCCGAGCUUGGCUUCCAGGGACACUGGCAGCGCAGUUAACAUCUGCCCACAUAGAUGAUAAUGACCAUAGAGGUGAAGAAUUCAGGAGGAAGGAGCUGCAGCGUGUUUUGGGUGGGCGAGACAUUAGGGGUGAAGAUGCCUUAAGAAAGUUGCGGUUCAGGCGAUGUGAUGAUCCGGUCAUGUUUUGUAAUGAUUAUCUCUCUCUAUAUAAGUGUGUUUAUAACUGCCCAGAAAUGUCUCAGGAUGAUACCAAUUUCCUGUAUUCCAUGGCAAAUAGAUGUAACGUAGAUUACACCACAAGACUGGCGCUGAGAAAUACCAGCUCCCAUGAGAAAUGUAUCAAUAUUUUGAGGGACUGGUGUGAAGGGUCUGGAGACAGGAAUGAGACACCCGAAAACAUAUCUGUUGUGUAUAGACCUAGGAGGAAAUGGUGGGUUAGAUAUUGUUACAAAUGUGGGAGACCAGGACAUAUUAAAAGAUAUUGGGAGACAUCUAAUGUGCACCCUGAGCCUAUAGACCAUUCAUCACAGCAGGAGGUUAGCAGCAUUCAGCCUGAGGGGGAGAAUAUCACCCAGAAUAAAGAGGUCACACAAAGGUGUGAAGAGAUGGGUGAUAUGGAGGCUAACUCUGUUACAUUUGCAUCAAAUUUUCCAACAAAACAGUGCCCUAAUGUAAAUGAAGAAGAGACAAAGAAACAGAAAGACACAUCCCCUUGUGAACAGCAAAAGGCAGGCAUUAAUAUCCCAAUGUACAAUCCAUGGACUGACCACCAUUGUCAUGAGAUGUUGCAGCAAAGAUACUAA
This is a messenger RNA of Hyla sarda, 1461 nucleotides long. RefSeq names its product posterior protein-like. The coding region runs from base 1 to 1461 and encodes 486 amino acids. The transcript has 4 exons. Gene Ontology annotation, molecular function: nucleic acid binding; zinc ion binding. NCBI's taxonomy places the organism in Eukaryota, Metazoa, Chordata, Amphibia, Anura, Hylidae. The record is from RefSeq and is a predicted model, not a curated record.